AUGGAUCAUUUGUAUGACGCCCUUUCAGAGAUUCAAGCACCACCAAAGCCAAAGAAGAAAAGAGCAUACAUAGAAAGAGAAAGAGAAUUGGGUCACCAACAACUCUGGAACGACUACUUUAGUGAAGAUUGUACAUACCCACCACAUGUAUUCCGACGCCGGUUCAGGAUGAAUAAGCCGUUGUUCAUGCACAUUGUGGAUCGAUUGUCCAAAGAAGUUUCUUAUUUCAAACAGAAAAGAGAUGCUGCAGGAAGGUUUGGUCUUUCUGCACUUCAAAAGUGCACAGCAGCAAUUCGCAUAAUGGCAUACGGUUCUGCUUCUGAUGCGGUUGACGAGUACCUCAGGCUCGGUGAAAGUACUACACUUUUAUGCCUGGAAAAAUUUGUGGAGGGCGUAAUCAAUGUAUUCGGAGAUGAAUACCUGAGAAGACCAACGGCUGACGAUCUUCAACGCCUUCUUGAUGUCGGUGAAUCCCGUGGAUUCCCGGGGAUGAUUGGAAGCAUUGAUUGCAUGCAUUGGGAGUGGAAAAAUUGCCCUACGGCUUGGAGAGGACAGUAUACACGUGGUUCAGGGAAGCCGACAAUCGUCUUAGAAGCUGUGGCUUCUUAUGAUCUUUGGUUCUGGCAUGCCUUUUUUGGACCUUCAGGUACUUUAAACGAUAUCAAUGUUCUUGAUCGUUCACCUAUUUUCGAUGAUAUUUUUAAAGGUCGAGCUCCAAAGGUUACGUACUGGGUUAACGGACGUCAGUACGAUUUGGCAUACUACCUCACUGACGGUAUAUAUCCCGAUUGGGCAACGUUUAUACAAUCUAUUCCACUCCCACAAAGUGAAAAAGCAAGACUUUUCGCUACAACGCAAGAAUCCGUCAGAAAAGAUGUCGAACGUGCCUUCGGAGUCCUACAAGCUCGUUUUGCAAUUGUGAAAAACCCGGCUCUAUUUUGGGAUAAGGUAAAAAUUGGCAAAAUUAUGCGAACUAGUAUCAUCCUACACAACAUGAUCGUAGAGAAUGAACGAGGAAGUCAAUCACUUAUAGAUUUAACAACUUUCGAGCGCGGUGAAGGGAGCACAACAUCACAGGUCGAUAGGUCGUAUUCUACGACUAUGCCUACUAAUUUCACUAAUUUGAUUGGCAACCGAAAAAAAGUAAAAGACAAACGGAUACAUGAUCAGUUGAAAGCUGAUUUAGUUGAACAUAUUUGA
This is a messenger RNA of Eutrema salsugineum, 1200 nucleotides long. RefSeq lists its product as uncharacterized. The record is from RefSeq and is a predicted model, not a curated record. Bases 1 to 1200 code for a protein of 399 amino acids. The transcript has a single exon. NCBI's taxonomy places the organism in Eukaryota, Viridiplantae, Streptophyta, Magnoliopsida, Brassicales, Brassicaceae.